Molecule: messenger RNA, 312 nt
Organism: Williopsis jadinii
Lineage: Eukaryota; Fungi; Ascomycota; Saccharomycetes; Phaffomycetales; Wickerhamomycetaceae
Gene: RPS28A
Product: 40S ribosomal eS28 domain-containing protein
Exons: 3
Coding region: 1-312 (103 amino acids)
Biological process (GO): translation; maturation of SSU-rRNA; ribosomal small subunit assembly
Cellular component (GO): cytosolic small ribosomal subunit; ribosome
Molecular function (GO): structural constituent of ribosome
Source: RefSeq, a predicted model, not a curated record
AUGGUGUCGAAUAACUUUGUCACUAACUGGAGUAUAUUUACUUCAUCGAGGUGUAAUGGAUGGCAUUUAUCGACCACAAGAUACAUUAUCGAUUUGUCGUUGUCACUUUUAGACACUAAGACCCCAGUUACCCUUGCUAGAGUUAAGAAGGUUCUCGGUAGAACCGGUUCCCGUGGUGGUGUCACCCAAGUCAGAGUUGAGUUCUUGGACGACUCCUCUAGAACUAUUGUCAGAAACGUUAAGGGUCCAGUCAGAGAGAACGACAUCUUGUCUUUGAUGGAGUCUGAGCGUGAGGCUAGAAGAUUGCGUUAA